UGAUAUAUAAUUACGCAAACUAAUUUAUUUCUUUGAAAGUUGCUUACGCCCUUCCCGAUCGUAAUCAAUGGCCGAGGAGAAGCAGGGCUGGACACCGCUCCUAUUCCUUAUCUGUGUCACAAUAACCAUCGGCACCGUCAUACCCAUAGGCUAUUGCUUUGGGGUGGUAAAUGCGCCCUCAGCGUUCAUCAGGCAAUGGGCGUCCGAGUCGGUGUCGAAACGUUAUUCGAAGGACCUUACCAGCUCUCAGUUGACCUUGCUUAUGGCUUUUGUGGUCUCGAUGUUCCAAGUAGGUGGAAUUGUUGGCUCAUUUGUUGCAUCUAUGUUUAACAACAAACUAGGACGCAAGGGAAGCCUGCUAGUCAGCGGAAUACUCUUCUUGAUCUCUUCGCUUUGUCAAUGGAUAUGUCGUCCCCUUAACCUGGUGGAGCUGCUGCUUUUGGGUCGUCUAGUGGCCGGGUUUGCAUCGGGCUUAGUGUACAGCACUCAGCCAAUGUAUUUGGUAGAAUUGGCGCCUGCUGAGCUGAGCGGCAGCGUUGGCGUAUUCACCUGCAUUGGCAUUACGGGAGGCAUCGUUUUAGGGCAGAUCUUUAGCUUUGACUUCACCUUGGGUACGGACGGGUUGUGGCACUUCGCAUUGGCUGCGUUCGGGUUGUUUGUGCUAAUUGGUAUGGUGCCAGCCUGUUUUUUCCCCGAAAGUCCACGAUAUCUGUUUUCCAAAGGUAACGUGGACCGCACAAAAGCGUCUCUAAUGCGUCUGCGCAGCACGUCGGAGCGUGCGGAACGGGAGUUGGCAGAAAUGGAAGCGACGCCAAAUGUUGAAAGAGUCAGCAUGUGCGCUGUCAUCAAAAAUGGGAAACUGACCAUGCCACUCAUCCUGGUCUGUGGUUUUCACAGUGUCCAACAGUUCAGCGGAAUUUCGGUGAUCUGGUAUUACUCUGUGGGCAUAUUUACUGAUGCUGGUUUCUCGCUAACUGUGGCCCUAUGGCUGAAUUUCGGAGAGGGUAUGCUCAACCUGUGUGUGGCCCUUUUAGGACCCCUUCUUAUGGGCCGUUUUAAUCGUCGCACCUUAAUGAUGACUUCAUGUUUUUUCUCCGGAGUCUUUUUGGCGCUUCUCAGUAUUGGACUCAAGUUUGUAAGUCAAGUGGUGGCUAUGCUCUGCAUAGGUUUUCUCUCUAUGUACAUUAUUUCAUUCAACUUCGGCCUUGCGUCCAUACCCUAUUUUAUUGGAUCUGAACUAUUUGAAGUGCCACCACGAGCUGCCGCUAUGGCUCUGGGCAGCUUAUUCAAUUGGCUCACUAACUUUAUAGGCAGCAUGGCGUUUCCUGUGGCGCAAGCCAGUGUAGGGUCAUUUGCAUUUAUGCCGUGUGCAAUAGUUUGCAUUUUAGGCUUCCUUCUGACCUUUAUAUAUCUUCCGGAGACGAGAAAUCGAGAGCCCAAGGAUGUGGCACCGUUGCUGGAGCACGGCUUCAAGUCUAAAAUUAAGGAGAAAAAAUAGACAAUAGCUGCAUAAUAGAAAUACAUAUUGUGAAAUAUAGAUAAAACAUAAUAUAAACUUCUAUUGCAGUAGUUAGUGUCUGUGAGAACUUAAAAAAAUUAGAAUAGGUACAGACCUCUGCUCGCUUAUAAAGAAGUUGUGUUUUUUAGCUAUUCAUGCUUUGCAUAAUUCUGUUUUUGCACGGUCUUUUUUAAACGGUUUGAAAAUUUAAAAUUUUAACUCGACUUUAUUCCAUUUAGUA
This is a messenger RNA of Scaptodrosophila lebanonensis, 1739 nucleotides long. RefSeq names its product solute carrier family 2, facilitated glucose transporter member 7 (gene sut3). Gene Ontology annotation, biological process: monosaccharide transmembrane transport. Gene Ontology annotation, molecular function: hexose transmembrane transporter activity. The record is from RefSeq and is a predicted model, not a curated record. Gene Ontology annotation, cellular component: membrane. The coding region runs from base 68 to 1498 and encodes 476 amino acids. The transcript is spliced from 4 exons. Lineage: Eukaryota; Metazoa; Arthropoda; Insecta; Diptera; Drosophilidae.